Molecule: messenger RNA, 10103 nt
Organism: Sitophilus oryzae (rice weevil)
Lineage: Eukaryota; Metazoa; Arthropoda; Insecta; Coleoptera; Curculionidae
Product: protein lava lamp-like
Exons: 17
Coding region: 329-9823 (3164 amino acids)
Source: RefSeq, a predicted model, not a curated record
AACGUCAAAAUAUGCGGUGCGGUCGCGCGGUGUUGUAAAUUGGUUAUGUUGACAUCAUAUGUUUGGCAAUGUUGGCAUGACUGCAUUUGUCAUUUUCUAACUCAUAUUGCUCAUAUAUUAUACAGAUUCGUGGGUACUAGAGAGAAUGAGACAACAUAACUCUAGAAAAAAUUAAUACGUGGAGGUUGUCAAAAUGACAACGAAUGAAAACAAUAUUAACUAUAUUUUACUUUAAUCGUCCUGAAUCAACAUUAUAAUAAUAAAUACUUACAUGACAUUUGGGUUUUUGCCUUUAUUGUUUGGUUCUUCUAAAAUCAGAUAACCUAAUAUGUGGGGCAAUUCAGACCUGGAUCCAGGAGGGCAAUCGAAGGAUACAGUUUCUUCAACACAAGAGUUAAAUGAUUUAAAAGAUCAGAAUGAACAACAACUGCUACUUAUAACACAAUUAAAAGAUAUGUUAAAAAAAGAGCAAAGUAGUGUCACGCAAGAAAAGGUUGAAGAAUAUGUCAAUACUCUUAAUAAAUUAAAAGCAAAACGGUCCAAACAAAAAAAAGAUGGGUCUAGUUCAACUGAUAAAGCCUCUACAAGUAGUUCUGCUAAUAUUGAUGCAAAUAAAAAGGAAAGGAUAAACUUGUUACGUCAACAAUUGGAGGAAAAUAAGGCAAGAUUAGCUGAAAGAGGUAAAAGUCAAAAGGGUAUUGAAGAGAUGGUAACUCAACUACAAGCUCAGUUUAAAGAUUCUGAAUCUCGUAUGAAUUCAGCAUCUCUAAAUUUACCAUUACAGGAGUCUAAGAAUUUGGACUACAAUGAAAACACAGCUCAGAAAGAUUUAUUUAAUAUAUUAUUAACUAAAGAAAGGAAACUUACUGAACUUCUUACAAAAAAUCAAAAACUUGAGGGAACUGUUAUGGACCUGCAAGAAAAUUUAAAAGAAAAGGAUUCAGUUAUUGAUGCUAGAACCAAAGCUAUAACAUUGAUGACAGAUAGUUUAAGCAAAAAGGGAAAGAACACAUUGGACGCAUUAGAAGAAACUAAAGAUCAGAUGAGAAAGAUGCAAGAACAUUUUGUCUCUUUAGAAAGUGAUAUGAAAAACAGACAACUAACUUUACUUAAUGAUUUGAAACUGAAAAAUUUUGAAAUUAGUGAUUUAAAAGAAACCAUCAAUCAACUAACUAAUCAGAAAGUGGAAUACGAAGCAAGAUUGGCUGAUACUGACAGAGCAACAUCAAUUCAGAGCACAGAAAAUUCAGAAUUGUUAUUGUUAAAAUCUAGUUUUCAUGAUCUACAAGAAGAAAAUACACGUUUACUUGAGAAAAUUAACUAUUUGGAAGCAUCAGCUAUCACAUCACAUACUGAACAGACUUCUGAAGAGAGAAUUGGGGAAAUUACCAAUAACUAUUUAAUACAAAUUUCUGAACUUGAAGAAAAGUUAAAAGAGGCUGAGAAAAUUCAGAAGCAGUUGAAAGAGGAGGACUUCCACAAAUUUGAUAAUAAAUUAGAUGAGGAGUAUUCCAGGAUAUGUGAGGAAAAUAAAAAACUCUUGGAGGAAAAAAAUAAAAAUAUAGAGCAAAUUGAAGAACUUCAGAAGAAAUUGGAAGAAACUCAGUAUGAUUUAAAUUUAUUGAAAAAUACUGGUUUGGCAGGAAGUCACUUAAGUGAAACUGAAAAUGCCGAGAUUAAUAAAUUAAAGAAGCAAUUAGAUGAAAGUAAUAAAAACAUGAUAAAAAUGAGAGCUACGCAAAAAGGAAAAGUCAAAGAAUUGAACAAGAAACUGAAUCAAUUCAAAAAUAUGAACGACGCUAAUUCUUUAAUUGUGCAGUUACAAAAUGAAGUUUCAAAGCUGAAUGAAAAAAUUGCUGAACUGGAAGACGAAAAGGGAAGUAUGCAAUUAAAGAUGGUGGAAUCUACUACAAGUUCUAAAGGAGAUACAAAUGAAUUAGAAGCACAAAUUAAAGAGCUAAAUGACAAGUUAUUAGAAAAAACAGAUGAAUUGAUAGAAAAAACAAAAGUAGUUGAAAUUCUGGAAACUGAUAUACUUUCUCUAAAAGCUGACUUAAAACUAAAACAUGAAGAGCAAAUUAAAGUUAGCACACAUGUGUCGUCAGAGAUGUCAUUAAUUCAGUUUGAAGAACAAAUUGAAAAAUUGGAAUCUGACAAUAAAAAUUUGCGAGAAAAAUUAGAAGAGUAUAAAUUAUCUACUCAAGAUUUGUUAGAAAAAUAUGAAAUUAUAAAACGAGAAAAACAAGAUCUUACAACUAAGUUAGAUAAUUACGUUCAGGAAAAUAUUGAACUACUUGAUAAAUUAGAAAAGUUGAGUGCUGAGAAAGUAUCAUCAGUUGAAAGUAUUGAAAUAGUUGAGGGUUUAACGCAACAAGAAAAAAUUGAAUUAGCCGCUUAUCAGAAACAUGUUAAUCCAGAAGAGACAGGAAAAUUCCGCGAGGAUGAAUCUUCGGAGCCUCCCGUCGAAUUAAACGAAAGUGUAUUACAAUUAAGCGAAGAUACUGCUGAAUUAUUGCAAAAAAUCGAAAUGUUUACUCAAGAACGAAAAGAGGUUAUGCAGAAAAUGGAUUACCUGAGGAAUGAAAACGAAUUAUUACAUUUAAAGGUAAAGGAGAUAGAGAACAAUAAGGACAUUUUGGAGGAAACUUAUGAACAAUUACAAAAUGAGAAAGACGAUUUAAUAUCUGAAAACCAAAAGCUUUUACGAAAUAUUGAAAUUGCGUCUAAUGCAAAUAAUACUAAGGAAGGGGCAUCUGCAGAAAUUUCAGAUUUGGAGCUACAAGAAUUACAAGAACGAUGCAAAAUACUCACUAUUGAAAAUCAAGAAAUGAUAGUCAAAAUUGAUGAAUCUAAACAUUUGUUAAAAGAAAAGCAGGAAUUGGAAUCUAAAUUAAGUAAAGCAUUAGAAGAAAAUGGCCAUAUUCAACAGAAAAUUCUUUGGUACGAGGAGGAAAUAGAUACUUUUAAAUCUAUAGUUAAUGACAAUAAAAAUGAGCUAAUGUCAUCUGCUGAUAAAGUAAAUAAUCUACAAAAUGUAUGUGAUGAUAGGAAACGAAAUAUUGAAGAACUCAAUGAAAAUAUAGAAUAUCUUCAUAAUAUCAUAAAUGAUCUUCAGGGAAAAAAUAAUGAUUAUGAACAGAUGGAGUCUGAACUACAAAAUCUAAAUAUAACGUUAACUGAACAAUUAGCGCACACAGCUGAAUAUCAGAAGGAUAUAUUAACAAACAAUGACAUUAUAGAGAAUCUUAACAAAGAACUUGCAAACUUACAUAACAAAAUUCUUGAGUACGAAAAUGAUCUUGAAAUUAAAGAUAACGAAAUUAAAGAAUUGAAGAACAGUAUAAUUAAUAAAGAUGAAACUAUGAAAAGCUUGCAAAAUGCAAUUACUGAGAAAGACAACAAGUUUAAAAUUCUCCAUGAAGAACUAAAACAAAAAUAUAUAGCAUUACAACAACAAUUAGAAAACAGUGACAAUUCGUUAGAAAAGCAGCUAAACGAACUUUCAGGGAAAAAUAAAGAACAGUUGGAAAAAAUGAAAAAGCUAGCAGCUAAUCUAAAGAAGAAAACACAAGCUUUUCAAGAAUUAGAGGAACGGUAUAUUAAUGAAAUAAAAGAAUGGGAAAUACGUUUAAAUAAUGUUACACAAAUGUCAGAAGAGAAAAUUACAUCUUUGACAAAACAAAUAAAAGAUCUUGAAAAUCAAUUGCAAGUUAAGUCAGAGGAAAAUGUUGUAAUUCAGAACGAAAUAUGCACGCUAAAACGGGAUAUUGAAACUCUGAAACAAACAAACACGAAUCAACACAAUUCAGUUAAUUUACAACAAGAAUUAUCUGAGAGUUUGCAUGAAGAUAUUAAUAUUGUUUCUAAUACCAUACCAGACGAAAAAUUAAGAGAAUUAGAAAUGCUUUUAGAAACUAAAGACAUUGACAUUAGCAAUUACCAGGAAAGGAUUGAGAAAUUUGAAGAAAAUAUUAGUAUUCUUCAGAAUGAUAAGUAUAAUCUGGAAUUGAAAAACAACGAACUAGCGGAAAAACUUAGUUCUAUUUCGAAUAGCUGUAAUGAAACCAUUUUGCUGGAACAUAAACUCUCAGAGCAGUUACAAGAAAUAACAAUAAUUAAUAACAGCCUCUCCACUAAAUUAGAGGAUGCUGAAAGAAAGUUAGAGGAAACUUUGAUAAAGAAUACAGAAAACGAAGAACUUAUUAAAAAGUUAAAAGUAAAACUUAAGAAGGCACACGAGGGAGUGACAGAAUUGAAAGUCUUCCAGGCAAAUGUUCAGGAACUAGAAAAUCUCAACGAAAAUUUGAGGCAUCAAAUUUCUACAUUAGAGUCUCACCAAAAACAAAUUCAAAUUGAAAAUGAAUCCUUGCAACAAAGAAAUAAUUCAGAUUACGAAAAAAUUGAAACAGACUAUCAAAGUCAGUUAAAUGAACUAUUAACAGCGAAAAAUGAUCUACUGAUAGAAAAUGAAAAGUUGUCUGAAAAAAUUAAGGAUUUCCUUAGUAAUGAGCAAGAUUUAACCUCAGAACUAGAUCAAUGCAAAUUUAAGCUCGUAGAGUGUGAACAGAAUUACAACAAGAUUAUUAACCAGCUUGAAACUGAACUCAGAAAUUCGCGGGAAAAUAUUAGUUUAUCUGAAGCGGAAAAUAAAAAUAUGAAACAAACGCUAGAUGAAAGCAGAAAUGAACUGAAAAACUCGCUUAUUGAAAUCGAAAAUCUGAAUAAGUCACUGUCUGAACUCAAAAAUCAAUUGACGUGUAUAGAAGAAGAAAAAGCAAAGAUGGUAUCUGAAAAAACUGAUCUGAGUAAAAAAUUAUGUGAUGCUAACGAGACAGUUUCGACAAGCAUCAGCGAAAUAGCAAACCAGUUAGAAUCAUUAUAUGAAGAGCAUUCAACUUUACGAAGUGAAAAUGAUAAAUUAAAAGAAAACAUUCAAGUUUUAGAAUUUGCUAAAUUUAGUUUAGAAGCCUCAUGUGAAUCUGCUAUUAAAGAUACAAUAGACAAUACUACACAAAUAACAGACACUCCUCAACAACUUAUUUUGGAACAAAUAGAUGUUAAAAAAAUAAAGCAGAGUCAGUCUAUAGAGCACAGCUUUAAUAGACCUGAGCCAAAUGAUCCGCAACCGUUUUUAGCUAGUAACUUCUUUAACCAAAUACCUCAAAUUGAGAAUGUUUUUGAUAAUUUGAAUGUUACACAUGCCCAAGGAUAUGAUAAUGAUGGCAUACAUUUGGAAGGACCUUCCACUACUGAAGCUAUUCAAACUUUAAGUAACAUGGAAAGCAUAGAGAAGGAUACUGAAAAUCGACAUUCUCCAGUAAUAGAAAAUAAUAGUGAAGCUCUGUUUAAGAAAAUUAAAGCUUUAGAGUUCUUAUUAUACAGUGUUGAUAAAGAAAAAGAAAUUGCAUUAGAGCAGUGCAUUGAGAUGACUAAAGAACUUGCCCAAAUUAUUAUUCAAAAAAUGGACCUCAAAGAACAAAAUGUUGAUGGACCGCAAAUAAUAUCAGAUGAUGAUGUUGCAAUAGUUAAACGUGAUCUGCAGGCACUAAAGAAAUCAGAAUUGAAUCCAGAAACAUCUCAUGUUGGCGAACAUAUAUUACCUAUUCAGGAAGAACAAGUUGUUCCGAAAAAAACAAACAGUCUUUUGGAUCAGGACAGUAGAGAGCAUAAGAAAGAAGGCAAUGAAUUAGGAAAUGUUGAAUCGCAGAUUUUAUCUACUGAUGAUAUUAAGGAUAUAUCUAAUAGUAAGAAACUGCAAAAAUUGGAAUUUCAGGAAGUUGAUAGUAAUGUCGGACAACAGCAACAGCCAGUUGUAGAACCAUUAGCUCAACCAAAGCAUGCAUAUUUAUGUUACACGAAAGACGAUAAACCCCAAAGUUUAGAGGCCUUUGAAGAAAACGAUGAUGGGUGGGGUUGGGGUCCUGAAGAAUCUAAGCUUGAUGAAGAAUAUAUUAACACUAUGGAAAAUAUUCCGCAAAUUAAAAAAUUACUCUCCGAAAUUCAGCAGUUAAAAGAACAGAUCAAAGUCCUCCAUCUAGAAAGGGAAAACCACUUAGAGGAAAUUAAACAGUUACAAAUAAAAUCUGGCAAACUUAUUAAAAAAUGCAAAGAAUUGAAAGCUAAGAAUGAGCAAACAGGUACAACAAAAAAACAAACGGACGUUGGCUUCUUUGAUUUAAACGAAACUAUCCAAGAAGAACUUAAAAGCCAGAUUCAACAGCUUGAAAAGAAAAUUCAGGAAGUUGGACGUGAACUCGAAAAAGAAAAAUCGGAGAAAAAUAGUUUGAUGAAGAGAGUUGACAUCCUAACUUCUGCUAAUGAAAAAAUGGUGGAAAUGAAAGAAAUUCAAGAUUCCGAGCUAUUUAGAUGGCAGAGAAAACAUAAAGAAGUACUUGAAAAAUUACAGGAAUUUGAAUGGAGCGAAGGUGGUUUUGAUAAUGAGCGGGAACUUCAAAUUAAGGAACAACAACCUAUAAUAGAAAACUCAGAAAGCAGCGGCAAAAUAAAAGAACUUGAAAACACAAUUAAAGAGUUAAGUUUAGACAAUGAAGAGCUUCAAGCUCUUUUGGAGGAACAAACUACACAAAGGAUUGAGGCUGAAAAAGAGAAGGUAAACGCUAUAGAUUAUAAAAACCUAGCAGAUGUGGUUCAAGGCUUAGAAAAAGAACUUAACGAAAUGAGACUCAAGCAUUCUGGCGUUAGUAAGGAAUUAUAUGACGUUCAAAAACAAAACGAAACUCUGAAAGAGAAAAUAGAUAUACUUUUAAAAUCUUUACAAGAUAAAGAUGAUGAAAUAGGUAAACUAGAAAAAUCGAUAUCAACAGCCCAAACAAAUGAUUACCGUACUGAAUUUGAUAAUUUAAAAACUGAAAUUUCAAAUUUAAGAUGUCAAUUAGAUAAUCAGAUUGUCGUGAUAAAAGAGAGAGAUGAUAUAAUUGUCAAUUUACAAAAUACUCUUGAGGAAUAUAAUCUAAAUAAAUCGGAACUAGAUAAAAUUAUUCUUGAUCAAAAUAAUGAAUUAUUAUUAAAAACAGAAGAAAUUGAAUCACUGAAAACUAAUCAGCGUGUCAAUCCAGAUAUUAGUAAUUUAGAACUUCAAAUUAAUGAAUUAAAUGACUUGGUACAGAAAAAAGAAGAGGCAGUAAUAAACUUAAAUAUAUCAUUUAAUACAAUAAAAUCCGAGAACGAUGUAUUACAAGAGAAGGUAGCAGAAUUAAAUGAACAGCUGAAUUUGAGAAUAGAAGAAUUAAAUAAACUUCGAGAAGACAAAGAAGAAGUAUUAUAUACUCUGCAAAGUAAAAUUAAUGAAACCGAAAAUAUACAGAAAUACGUUUCUACAUUAGAAAAAUCACUAAGCCAAUCUCAGUUGCCAGAAUAUAAAGAAACAGAAAAACCAAAAACUGAAAAAUCUGAUGAAGCACAAAAACUUAUAGAACAAAAGUUAUUAGACGACGUUAGUUUGAAGACAAAAACAAUUGAAGAUUUAUCCGCGGAAUUAAAGGGAAAAAAUGACGAAAUACAUAUACUUCAAAAAGAGCUUGAGAAUAAACAAAAACAAUUUGAAGAACAAAUUAAUAUUAUAACAAAUGAAUUAAACGAAAACUGGCAGCUGCAAGUUGAGCAACGCGGAAAUGACGUCGCUGAAAGUUGGAAAAUGCAUUUAGAUAUGAUAGAGAAGGAAUAUGAAUCGGUCCAAGAAAAUUAUAAAUUAAAUAUUUCAGAACUAGAAGAAAAAUGUAAUAUUCUAACUAAUGAAAACGUUCAACUGAAAAAUAAUUUACAUCAUGAUAGUAUAGUGAGCAAGGCUGUCAACAAUCAAGAUGAAGUAGCGUCGCUUUCUUUAAUUAUUGACGAAAACAAGAAACAUAUAGAGGAACUUGAAAAUAAAUUAUCAGACUUUUAUUUAGUGCAGAAUGAAUUAGAAUCAACAAAAAGGGAAGUUAUUGAAAAAGAUGCUAAAAUAAACAGCAUAAACAUAAUAAUCGAAACAACACAAAAACAGUUCGACGAAAAACGUGAAGUAGUAGAAGAAGUAGUGUCCCUGCUAGAACGAAAUGCUUUAUCUCCUAUAUCUUAUGAAAAACAAGAUAUACUGCUAGAAUUUCAAAGACAACUCAAUUUAAAUAGUGAAAAAGAUGUCGAAAUCAAUAGAUUAAAUGAAGCUGUUACUACAUUAGAAAAUAAUUUAUCUAGACUGUCUGGCGAAAAGGACAGGGAAAUCACUGGUCUUAAUCAAGUUAUAGAAGACCUAGAGAAAGAACUUAGCAUUAUACACAUAAAGGAGUCUGAAAUUGUGAAGCUUUCUACGCAACUACACACAUUACAGAAUGAAAAAGAACAAUUACAAACACAAAUAAACGUUUUGCAGACCGACAGUGAUGGCAAGUUACAAGAAUUUGAUAAGUUGUGGCAGGAACAAACAAAUUUCCAAGUUGCGAUAGAUAAUUAUAAAGAAAAAAUUGGUGAUUUAGAGAAUACAUGUUCUUCUUUGCGAAUGGAAAUAGAUGAAAAAAAUCGCAUUAUAAACGACCUCAAUCGGCAGUUGUUACAAAUUCAAACAGAUGCUAAGAACGAUAAUAACAAACAAAUAGAGAUGCUAACAGGAGACAUAAUUAGAGCUAAAGAAGAAUGUAACAGUUUGCAGAAAACGGCUUUUGAAAGGGAAUCACAGAUUAAUGAUUUAUCCCAACAAUUAGCAGAAAAAACUCGUGAUUUGGAAGUAACGCAACAGAACAUGCAAUUUUAUCAAAGCCAUCAGAGUGUACAUGAGGAAGAAAUGAAUAAAUUAAAAUUGCUUUUACAACAACGAGAACAAGAAUACAAUAAUUCCCUUGAGAUGUUGAAAAACAAUCAGUUGGCUGACAUUCAGAGGCACUAUGAUGAAUUGCUUUCAAAUAAGGAUAUAGAUAAUCAAAUGUUAUAUGCACAAGUUCAAGAAUUACUUAAUGCCAAUAAAGAAUAUAACGAAAGAUUAAGUGAAGAAUUAUCUGCAAAACAAGAUUUAGAAGGGAAACUAUCUGAGCAAACCCAGUUGGUAGAUGAAGAUACAAAACAACUUGAAGAACUGAAGUUGAUAAUAGAAGAUCAGGAAACUAGAAUUACCCAGCUGAAGAAAGAUCUUUAUGACAAAAGCAACCAAUAUGACAGCUUAAUUGCGGAAAUGGAUUUAAGUAGGCAGCCAGUUACCCAGCAACCUUCCUCAUCUUCAGUAAUACAGAAUCCAUUAACGAGCACUGACAAACCUCACUACGAUGACGACGACCUCACAGAGCCAGUUAGUCGCGCGGAAUUGGACUUGGCCUUGUAUAUGUUACAUCAAAGAGAUGUAAGGUGUGAAGAACUAACUGUUGAACUAACUCAGUUGUUAGAGGAAAGAGAUACGUUGCAGUUGAAAUUAUCAAACUCUAUUAGAGAGAAAGAAGAAUUAAGGCAAAUACUUGCAGGGCAUAAUUCGACAGGUGCAGAAGAUCAAUCAGAUUCAAUCCAAAUAAACGAUUCAUACGCUGGCUCUUCAAAUAUACCCGGCGCUAAUUUAGCAAAUGAAGCAUUACACAAAAACACCCAUUUGGCUUCAAAAUUAUCAGAACUUAGAAAUAUAGGCUACAAGAAAGACAAAACAUUUGUCGAUGAACAAUCUAUAAGAAGAUUGCAGCAACUUGCUAUAAUGGAGCAACAUAUUAAUGAAGCUUCUAAAUUGCCACCAGAGGCAGCAGCUAAGUUAGUAGACGCCAGUUAUACUUUAUCUCGAGAUGUUCAAAGUCCAUCCAAAGUACUCUUGAAUUGGCUAUGGGGAAAGAAUCCACCUAAAGCAAACGAUUCCUAGCACAACACAUUGAAUACUAGUAAAUAUUUUAAAGCCACAUACUCCCGCGAAAGAAAAACUACGAAAUUAAUUAUUAAAAAAAAACAUUCUAACGUACAUGUUUAGGUCUGGUCUAAAAUGCCUAUUUGGUGUGAUACUAUUAUUAAUAAUUAAGAACUAAAUACAUUUUUGCAAUUUUAAAGUAAACAAAAAAUAUGUUGUGUAUACUUGUUUAAAUAUGAUGAAAUUUGUUUAUAUGUUUUAAUUUGUAUAAAAAUUCCAAUAAAAUAUAAUAUACAGA